Neurospora crassa OR74A is the source of this 426-nucleotide messenger RNA. RefSeq lists its product as hypothetical. Lineage: Eukaryota; Fungi; Ascomycota; Sordariomycetes; Sordariales; Sordariaceae. The record is from RefSeq and is a predicted model, not a curated record. The transcript is spliced from 3 exons. Bases 1 to 426 code for a protein of 141 amino acids.
AUGCUCUAUAACAAAUGCAAUAAGGUCAGCCGACGAGAAUGGAUCCGAGGACCCAUGCAGCAGGCUACCAGGGGCAGAACCAGCAAGCACAAGGAGCGGGAUAGUGGUCUGAGGAACCUCAAAAAUCCCCAACGACCGUCAAAUUCCCAACAACGACCUUUACCACCUCCACAAGUCCGACGAACCCCUUCAGGGCUCAUGGUGGAUAUUCUCGCUCAUAUGAACAUCGGCUUCGACAUCGCUUCGCCAACCCGCUCCCACUCACCACCGGGGCACACCAUACUAUCUCAGGCUUCAUUGACGUACACCUCCCCUCCUCGUGCCGGGAGGGAGUUUUGUUCGCUACCAGUCGAGCCUGCAGCGCACCACAUCACCACCGAGGACAACCAUCCCCAAGACUUCAAGCGAAGAAUUAGGCGAGCUUAA